AUGGACUUGAAUCAUGAUAGAUCUCAGCAAGGUGAGGAAUUACUUCUCUGCAUCUCGUUGAUCCAGCGACCUCUUCGUUUGAAGACGCUACUUGCACUAGCAGCCCCCGAAGUCAGGCAUCAUAGCCAAAUCGCCCAUGAAGGUUGGAUCCGAGAUAUUCUCACCUCUGGCUUUAUCCAGACACAGACGUUGACGGAGAGCUCUGAUGUACUAGUCGGGCUCGUGUCCCAGUCUAAUAAGAGCUACCUGCUCAACGGUUCGAACGGUGGAACGGAGGCUGAUGCCGUCGAGGGUCAUGUGCACUUUGUGAUUGCCGAGAAAUUAAUCACCCCUCUCGAAGAGUACUGGAUUCAUCUAGGCAGGCCAGAGGGUGAUACCCAGAGCAACAUUGCAAUACACCACGAUCAAGCUGACCUGGUGUAUUACGCGCUUGAAUAUUGGCCCUACCACGCCCGUCACUGCGGAGUCUACGCAAAUGAAAUCUUCAACAUCGAUCGAGUAUUCUUUUCGCCUGACUCCAGGGCGCGAAUGUAUUGGAUGUACAUGGGGUUCGGAGCUAGUCCCCCGGAGCCAGUGACAGGUCUGGAUCUCAGCCAGGCCAACUUCCUCUGGGACCAGAGCCGGCUCUCGGCUAUACACAUUGCCGCUCUGAUUGGGAACAUACCCUGGCUCAAACUACUGGUCGAGCACUUUGGAGCCCGGCUGGAUACUGUGGAUGGGUUUGGAGUUACUCCGUUACAGUAUGCUGCACUGGGUGGCCAUGCGGACGCUGUUCAGUUUCUCAUGCAUAGCGCCAAUAUCACCGCGCAGUAUGGCAGGGCUCUGUGGUUCUCUGUGAUUGUUGGAUCAUCGAGCGUUGCUCAAGUGCUGGUCUCGGCUGGGGUUGAUGUCAAUUUUCAUCAUGAAGUCAAUCGAGACUUAAUAGACCUCGCAUGUACCGGGGAUGAUGAAUGUGAUGAUGAUGAUGAUGCGGUUAUGGAGGGCAAGCCAAAAUCCCUUUCUUUGCUCAUGACAGCCAUUGAAGGUUGCUGUGCAGAUGUGUUGAAGGUCCUUCUAAGCGGAAACGCCAAUUUGAGACCGAAUGGCCGAUCAGCACUUUGCCACGCCGCGGCGUUCGGCGAUGAAGAAACCUUCAAAGUACUAGUCGACCACGGGGCUAGCAUCGAUGACCAGGAUAACGAAGGAGCAUCGGCCCUCUGUAAUGCGCUGAUACGAGGAGACACCGGUAUACUACGCAUUCUCGUGGAAUGGCGCGCCAUACUACAAGGGACAAUUCUAUACCCAUCUCCCAUGUCCGAGUCUGAAGUCUAUGAAGCAUUGCUAAAUGAUCCAAACAUCCAUAUGAAAGAUCAAUACGGUCGAACAGCUCUGCACUCAGCUGUGUUUGCACCAAGUCAGGAAAACGUGAAGCGCUUACUCUGGCUCGGUCUCGACCCGAACGCAAGGGACCGCGAUGGAAACACGCCCCUACACGCUGCAAUGGGGUUCUGUCUCAAUGACCUGGUGCCUAUGAGAAGUCUUCUCUGGGACCAGGCACUUGAUAGAAGGGUUUAUGAGGAAGUCUCUCGGCUCGCGCUUUGGAGUGGCCACAGUACACGGGAGCAAAAGCACCAAGAAGCGGGUAGGCUGUCUUCGUUGCCGGGGAUGGGUGGGACAUUGGACAUUAUACGUUUGUUGGUUAUGUAUGGGGCUUCGAUCGAAGCAACUAAUGAUGCCGGGCAAAGUCCUUGGAGUGUCUUAUAG
Penicillium brevicompactum is the source of this 1743-nucleotide messenger RNA. Its product is annotated as ankyrin repeat domain-containing protein. Gene Ontology annotation, molecular function: protein binding. The record is from RefSeq and is a predicted model, not a curated record. The coding region runs from base 1 to 1743 and encodes 580 amino acids. NCBI's taxonomy places the organism in Eukaryota, Fungi, Ascomycota, Eurotiomycetes, Eurotiales, Aspergillaceae. The transcript is spliced from 2 exons.